UGGAGGCGGGGAGAGAGGUCUUGAGGAUGGCCCCACUUCCGGGGGGAGAGCUGGUCCAGAGGCCGCUGCAGCUCUACCGAUACCUGCUGCGCUGUUGCCGGCAGCUGCCAACCAAGGGCAUCCAGGAGCAUUACAAGCAUGCUGUCAGGCAGAGUUUCCGGGUUCAUUCGGAUGAAGACGACCCUGAGAGGAUCCAGCAGAUUAUUAAAAGAGCUAUUGAAGAUGCUGACUGGAUCCUGAGCAAAUAUAAAAAACAAAACUGAGACUGCAGGGUGUAGUGAAUGCAGCUGCCUUGGAGGCACUGACAUUGAGAGCCCGCGCUUCUCCCGGCCCUGAUCAGCAACAGCCGCUUUGGAGUAUCCACUGGCCUCGUUGGUUGGGAGCAGGAAUGCAGCAGUAGGAGAAGCUGACAUUUGCUCAGACAGACCUUCUUGCCAUGUGUGUGUCUCCAGUGUCCUUUAUGUUUGCUUUUCCAGCUGGUUAUGAUGUGAGAUUUGUGGAGAAUGUGUUCUCUCACUUGCUCUGAAAGUGCUGCAUGAACUCUGGACGUCAUUCUUUGAGACCCAGAGCCGGCAUCCAUUCAUAUGGCCGCCUGUACAGAGGACAGGGCAUGGGUUUUAGAACCAGACAGAUCUGGAUGUGAAUCUCAGCUCAGCGGCUUUUCAAGGAUGUUGGUUUCAAGUCCAGUUUCCUCCUUCAUUAGGAUUAGAUAAGAUGAAAUCAAAGAGCCCGACGCAGGACAUGGUAUGCGGUGGGGCCCGUAAACAUCCCUCUGAGGAAGUCGUCCUCUGUGCUCCAGCAGUGCUCACACGUCUCUCUGGCUCCCUCCACAUUGGGUCUUAGUUCUUUCUGGGCUUGUCCUGUCCCCGCUUGUUC
Messenger RNA from Hippopotamus amphibius kiboko, 876 nucleotides. RefSeq names its product LYR motif containing 9 (gene LYRM9). The coding region runs from base 27 to 263 and encodes 78 amino acids. Lineage: Eukaryota; Metazoa; Chordata; Mammalia; Artiodactyla; Hippopotamidae. The transcript is spliced from 4 exons. The record is from RefSeq and is a predicted model, not a curated record.